GGAGAAGACAAGGACAGAGAACAUCUACAUCAAAGGAGACGUCACUGGAUAUAAGAGACUCUGUAAAAUGGUGGAAUUAAUCAGGACGCUGGUGGAUCAUAAAGACGAUGUAAACAGCUGUUCGUUCUCGGACUCUCUCCUUGCCACGUGUUCCUUGGAUAAAACUAUCCGGGUUUAUUCCCUAAAGGACUUUACAGAGGCAUUGUUUUCGCCGCUGCGAGGACACACCUAUGCCGUGCAUUGCUGCUGCUUUUCCCCGAAUCAAACCGUCCUGGCUUCGUGUUCGACAGACGGUAAAACCAUUCUCUGGAAUAUGUGCGACGGGCAGAUUUUGGCAUCUUUGGAGCAGCCGAGCGGCAGCCCUGUCAGGGUCUGCAGGUUUUCACCAAGCUCCAUGUAUUUGGCUUCAGGGGCUGCGGACGGCUCCGUGGUCUUAUGGAACGUCCCGCUGUUGAGGUUUCACAGGUCAGGCCUGGUGAAGGACGGCUCUCUCGUGGCUUGUGCCUACUCCCCUGGUGGAAAUUUUUUUAUCACGGGCUCCUCAUGUGGGGACUUGACAGCUUGGGAUGAGAACAUGCGCUGUCUGUACAGUGACAAGGCUCACGAUCUGGGAGUAACAUGCUGCGACUUCUCUGCACGACCAGUAACCGAUACAUUACGUGGCAUUGAGUGCUUUCAGAUGGCGUCUUGUGGUCAAGAUAACGUAAUCAGAAUCUGGUUGAUAUCUUAUGGGGAUGAGAAAGGUUUUGACAUGAGAUGCAAAUUAACACUUAGUGGACAUUCGGCCCCCGUCCUGUCCUGCGCACUCUCCAGUGAUGGGGAAACCGUUGUCUCCGGGUCUGUGGACAAAUCUGUUAUUAUUCAAGGAGCAAGAACUGGCUGCAUUCUGCAUAUCCUAAAUCAUCACAAACGAUAUGUAACUGCCUGCGCACUAGCUCCAAACCAACCUCUUCUAGCCACAGGUUCUAUGGAUAAGACCGUAACUAUCUGGAAACUGGGACAAACAAGUGAUUUACCAGCUGCCAGAAUGAAGAGGAAAACAGAGUUUUAUGUAGAAUCCUGGACAGAGGACGAUGUCAAGACGUGGCUUGCCAAUGAGAGCCUGGCAGAGGUAGAACAGCAUUUCAGUACAAACAACAUUGAUGGUAAAGAAUUACUCGGCCUCACCAAGGACAUCCUGCUCCAGGAUCUCAAGAUCGAAUCCUUGGGGCUGAGAAAUAGGAUUUUGAGGAAAAUUGAAGACUUGAAAAGCAAAAUGAAAGAAGCACCUUCUAACAUCCCAGAGGAAUUUCUCUGCCCCAUCACAUGUGAUAUUAUGAAGGAUCCGGUCAUUGCAUCAGAUGGCUAUUCCUAUGAGAGAAAAGCCAUUGAGAGCUGGAUCGGUACGAAGAGGACAAGUCCCAUGACCAAUCUUCCUUUAGAGAACCUUCUCCUCACACCCAACAGGACAUUAAAAAUGGCACUGAACCGCUGGUUAGACACCAGGCCAGAGGGAAAAAACUAUUAUAUUACAUCCUGAAAUUAGCUUACUGAAAAUCCACAACAAAGAAGUCAUGUCUGUACCUGGUUUUAUGAGACACACGGAAGCUGCAAGUACAUAUUUUAUUGGGCAAGAGUAAUUGCAUGAUUGAGAUAGUUACUGGGGACAGGGACUGAUGUGAUUAAAAUCUCUCUGCUGCAAUGUGGAGAUGUUGUGCAGGUGACCACUGACCAUCCCUGUGAAUUACGGUGUUAUCUUGUAUGUAUAUAAUAUUGAUCAGUAAUAUAGAACAAUUAGCGAGCUUGUGUUUUAAGUUCGGCAUAUCGAAGAAUCCCGUUAUGGA
Messenger RNA from Bufo bufo (common toad), 1823 nucleotides. It is a transcript of the gene WDSUB1, whose product is annotated as WD repeat, sterile alpha motif and U-box domain containing 1. Gene Ontology annotation, biological process: protein ubiquitination. Gene Ontology annotation, molecular function: protein binding; ubiquitin-protein transferase activity. The transcript is spliced from 11 exons. The record is from RefSeq and is a predicted model, not a curated record. NCBI's taxonomy places the organism in Eukaryota, Metazoa, Chordata, Amphibia, Anura, Bufonidae. The coding region runs from base 68 to 1519 and encodes 483 amino acids.